AUGUAUAUCAAGACCCUAACGAUCCAGGGGUUCAAGUCCUAUCGCGACCAAACACAGAUUGAACCGUUUUCGCCGAAGCAUAAUGUUGUUGUAGGAAGGAAUGGAUCGGGGAAGAGUAACUUCUUUGCUGCCAUUCGGUUCGUCCUUUCGGAUGCGUACACUUCCAUGUCUCGUGAGGAGCGAGUCUCGUUGUUGCAUGAAGGAGUUUCGGAUAGUGCGACUCUCUCUGCUUUUGUGGAGAUUGUGUUCGACAAUUCGGACAAUCGGUUCCCGACUGGCCAUGAUGAAGUCGUCCUACGCCGGACGAUUGGCUUGAAGAAGGACGAGUAUAGCUUGGACAGGAAGAGUACCAGCAAGGCGGAGGUUAUGAACUUGUUGGAGAGCGCUGGGUUCAGUAAAUCCAAUCCGUAUUAUAUUGUGCCUCAAGGACGGAUUACAGCCCUUACGAACGCGAAAGACCAUGAACGCCUGGCGCUAUUGAAAGAGGUGGCGGGAACCAAAAUCAACGAGUUGCUAGAGUAUAUCGAGUCGAGGCUUGAAGAGCUCGAAGAGGAGAAGGAGGAGUUGAAGGAGUUCCAGGAGAAAGACAAGGAACGAAGGUGUUUGGAGUAUGCGUUGUACCAGAGGGAGUUGGAGGAGGUUGGGAACGCGCUGGUUGAGAUUGAGGAGGACAGGCGGGCGGAGGUGCAUGGUGCGAAUGUGCGACGGGAGAUGUUCAAUCAGCGGGAGAAGGAGGUUCGGGAUUUGGGGAGGGGGAUUACGGAGGCUGAGCAUCAACUUGAGACGCUUGCGCAGAGUAAACGUGAUGUGCAGUCUGAGUUGGAGGAUUUUGUGAGGAAGAGGACGGAGGUUGAGUGUGUUAUUGCGGAUUUGCAGGCUGGGGGUGUGAGUUCUGGGAGUCGGAGGGCGGAAUUGGAGGAGCAGAUGAGGGUGUUGGAGGGGAGGAUUGCGGAGAAGGAGAGGGAGUUGGGGGAAUUGGUUCCAAGGUGGGAGGAGGAGAGGGGGAGGGAGGUGGCGGAGAAGAGGGCGUUGGAUGAGUCGACUGCCAAGUUGAAUUCGUUGUUUGCGAAGCAGGGACGGGCGAGCAAGUUUAGGACGAAAGCGGAGAGGGAUGCGUAUUUGAAGCAGGAGAUUCAGAGUGUGAAGGCGUAUCAAGCUUCGCAGGGUGCGGCGUUGGAGAGUUGUAGAGCUGAGCUGGAAGAUUUGGUUAAGGCGCAGGAGGAGAUUGAUGUGAAGAUUAGGGAGGAGCAGACAAAGAUUGAUGAUGGAAGGAGGAGGGUCAAGACGUUGUCGGAUGAGGUUGCUGAGUAUAAGGAGAAGUAUACGGAGUUGAGUGACAAGAGGAAGGAAUUGUGGAGGGAGGAUACGAAGUUGGAUAGUUUGGUUGGUCGGGCGGCGGAGGAGUUGAGGACGGCGGAGAGGAGUUUGGCUGGUAUGAUGGAUAAGGAUACUGGACAAGGUCUACGUGCUGUCGACAGCAUUGCUGAACGGUACAACCUUACUGGUGUAUAUGGUCCUUUGUACCGUCUGUUUGAGGUUACGGAUCCCAAAUUCAACAUUGCUGUCGAGUUGACUGCAGGGAACAGUCUGUUCCAUGUUGUGGUCGACACAGACGAAACCGCUUCCAAGGUCCUCGAGGUCAUGCUCAAGGAGAAGACUGGUCGCGUCACUUUCAUGCCUCUCAACCGCCUCAAGCCCAAGGUUCCCAACAUGCCCGUCAACGCUGCCGACGCUGAACCGCUUCUCAACAAACUGGAGUACGACCCGCUUUACGAGAAGGCGUUCCAGCAGGUGUUUGGAAAGACGUGCGUCUGCCGAGAUUUGACCAUUGCUGCGGCGUAUGUCAAGAGCCAUGGGAUCAACACAAUUACUCUGGACGGUGACAAGGUUGACCGCAAGGGUUCGUUGACGGGUGGUUAUCACGAUGUUCGACGUUCGAGGAUUGAAGCUAUCCGGAACGUUACUUCGUGGCGCGAGAAACAUAGUCAAGAGUUGGAAGCGUCGAAGAAAGUCAAGGAGUCCAUUUCAAGACUCGAGCAGGAGAUCACGCAGUUGAAUGGGAAGAUUGUGUACACGACUGGACAGGUGAACCAAGUGCGGGAAGCGAGGGAGAGGUUUAUGGAUGAGGGUGCGUCGUUGACGAGGAGUAAAGAUCAGAAGAAGGAGAGGUACUUGAAGGUGCAGAGUGAUAUUGAGGAGAUGGAGUCCGAGUUGGGAGGGUUGGAGGAGAGGUUGAGGAGUUUGAAGGAGGAGUUGGGUGCGCCGCUUGUUGAUGGGCUUACUCCUGAGGAGGAAGCGCUUGUGACGAACCUUGGAAAGGAGGUUGAGAGGAGGAGGAAGGAGAUGGUUGAGAUUGGGAGGAGGAGGCAUGAGUUGGAGAUGAGCAAGAAUAAGUUGGAGAUUGAGUUGAAGGAGAGGUUGAGGAGGAGGAAGGAGGAUGUGCAGGCGAGACUUGAUGCGCUUGGGGAAGAGGAUGAUGAGAAUUUGGGAGAUGAUCUUGAGAAGAAUAGGAGGGAUUUGCAGAAGGUUAAUGCAUCUAUUCAGACGUUGACGAAGAAGGUGCAGAGUAUUGACAAGGAGAGUGAGGGUCUUACGACGAAGAUUCAGGAGCUUAGGACGAAUCUUGAGAGGGUGCAGACACAGCAGGCUGAGGAUAGUCGGUCGAUGUCGAAGCAGCAAAAGACGACGGAGAGGUAUCUCGCCAAACGCCAAAUGUUGUCUACGAGGAAGGAUGAGUGUAACAGGAAUAUUCGAGAUCUUGGUGUCUUGCCCGAGGAGGCAUUUACCAAGUACUCGAAUGAGCGUGUAGAACGGCUGGUCAAGAAACUGCAUACCGUCAACGAAGGCCUCAAAAAGUUCGCUCACGUCAAUAAGAAAGCCUUUGAGCAGUACAGCAAUUUCACUAAGCAGCGGGACCAGCUGCUUAAACGACGAGAAGAGCUCGAUACCUCGGCGGAAUCGAUUGAAGAGCUUGUACAAGUGCUUGAUCAGCGCAAAGACGAGGCUAUUGAGAGGACGUUCAAGCAGGUUGCGAAGAAUUUCGAGGAGGUGUUCGAGAAGCUUGUUCCGGCUGGACGGGGGAGGUUGAUUAUUCAACGGAGGGUUGAUCAGGAUGUUGAUAUGGAUGAAGAUGAGGAGGAUGAGACGCAGCAGAGUGCCAUUGAUAACUAUACCGGUAUUUCGAUCAAGGUCUCGUUCAAUUCGAAGGUGGAUGAGGGGUUGAGGAUUCAGCAACUUUCGGGUGGACAGAAGUCUUUGGUUGCUUUGGCGACUGUCUUUGCGAUCCAAAAGUGCGAUCCUGCACCUUUCUAUUUGUUCGACGAGAUCGACGCCAAUCUUGAUGCUCAAUACCGAACUGCUGUUGCUUCCAUGAUCCAAUCGCUCUCAUCGACAGCGCAGUUUAUUACGACCACUUUCCGACCUGAGAUGUUGGUUACCGCUGACAAGUUCUACGGUGUGCUCUUCAACAACCAGAAGGUGUCCUCUAUUCGCUCUAUUAAGCGAGAGGAGGCGCAGGAGUUCGUCGACCAGGAGGCGCAAGCACAGUAG
This is a messenger RNA of Coprinopsis cinerea okayama7#130, 3549 nucleotides long. RefSeq lists its product as hypothetical. Bases 1 to 3549 code for a protein of 1182 amino acids. Gene Ontology annotation, molecular function: cohesin loader activity; protein binding; ATP binding. The transcript is spliced from 14 exons. Gene Ontology annotation, cellular component: chromosome. The record is from RefSeq and is a predicted model, not a curated record. Gene Ontology annotation, biological process: mitotic sister chromatid cohesion. Lineage: Eukaryota; Fungi; Basidiomycota; Agaricomycetes; Agaricales; Psathyrellaceae.